Messenger RNA from Pogona vitticeps (central bearded dragon), 2931 nucleotides. RefSeq names its product hes related family bHLH transcription factor with YRPW motif 2 (gene HEY2). Gene Ontology annotation, biological process: regulation of DNA-templated transcription. The record is from RefSeq and is a predicted model, not a curated record. Gene Ontology annotation, molecular function: DNA binding; protein dimerization activity. NCBI's taxonomy places the organism in Eukaryota, Metazoa, Chordata, Lepidosauria, Squamata, Agamidae.
UUGCUGGCGCCGGCUCGGAGGGGUGAGGUGGGCUUAAUCCAGGGAUUGUCUAAAAGAGAGACCAUAAACUAAAAGAAAAAAAAAAGAGAGAGAGAAACUCAGCCCCACAACCCUCAGCUUCUGUUAUUCAUCUCCUAAUUUGGAAGCUGGACUGGCUCCUUUGGCCACGAUGAAGCGGCCAUGCGAGGAUACUACCUCAGACAGCGAUAUGGAUGAGACUAUAGACGUAGGAAGUGAAAAUAAUUAUUCUGGGCACAGUGCCAGUUCUGUGAUCCGAUCAAAUUCUCCUACAACAACAUCCCAGAUUAUGGCCAGGAAAAAAAGAAGAGGGAUUAUAGAGAAAAGACGCCGUGAUCGUAUAAAUAACAGUUUGUCUGAACUGAGGCGACUCGUGCCAACGGCUUUUGAAAAACAAGGAUCUGCCAAAUUAGAAAAAGCAGAAAUCCUGCAAAUGACAGUGGAUCAUUUGAAGAUGCUCCAGGCGACAGGCGGGAAAGGUUACUUUGAUGCUCACGCUCUUGCCAUGGAUUUCAUUAGCAUUGGGUUUCGAGAAUGUUUAACAGAAGUUGCAAGAUAUCUGAGCUCGGUGGAAGGCCUGGACACCGCCGAUCCCCUGCGAGUUAGACUGGUCUCUCAUCUCAGUUCUUGUGCUUCUCAGAGGGAAGCGGCUGCAAUGACCUCGUCCAUGGCACAUCACCACCAUCCUUUGCACCCUCAUCACUGGGCUGCAGCUUUCCACCAUCUCCCAGCAGCUUUGCUACAGCAAAAUGGACUACAUUCCUCUGACCUCACUCCCUGCAGACUCUCCACGACAUCCGAAGUGCCUCCUCACGGGUCAGCUCUUCUCACAGCUACUUUUGCUCAUGCUGACUCCACGCUGAGAAUGCCCUCUGCUGGCAGCGUUGCCCCCUAUAUCCCACCACUUUCUACCUCUCUCCUCUCACUGUCUGCUACGGUGCAUGCUGCAGCUGCAGCUGCGGCUCAGAGUUUUCCUCUGUCAUUUGCUGGGGCUUUCCCAGUGCUUCCCCCAAGUGCAGCAGUGGCAGCAGCUACAGCCAUCAGCCCACCAUUGUCUGUGUCAACAACUGCCAGCCCUCAGCAGUCCAGCAACAGUGGGAACAGCAAACCAUAUCGGCCAUGGGGGACUGAAGUUGGAGCCUUCUAAAUGUUCUUUCCACCAGCCUUUCUAGGACAUCCUAUAGGACAAAAUGUGGCUUGUUAACAGAUGAAACAGCACAAUGGAUUCACACACAAAAAGGAAAAUGAGGAGCAAUACAAAUGUUUUGCCUGAGGUCUGGUCAAAAUGGACAUGAGGUAUUUCUUUUUUAUUUGUUUGUUUGAAUUAGGCAUCAUAUUGGACUACAGCGAUCUUCAAAAUAAUGACUCCCAUGUUACCAUAAGUGCAUUUUCUGAGACAUGGACAAACUGUAGAAUUAAUCUUCCUGCUAUGCAUUUUUAUUUGUCAGAGGGGUAAUAAUAGACUGUAGGUAUAAAAAAAACUUUCCUGAAAGAUUAAUAUUGAGUCUGAAAUAUGUAAGUGCCUGCCCUCUUCCAAAUGUUUGGUGUUUGUGUGCGAGUUUCUGUUUUAAUUUCUAAUGCAGAUAGUUACUGUGCAAGUAUGAAGAUGAUGCUGGAGAGAAAAAUAUUGGGAUUUGGAAUCAUGGGGUGAAAUUCAAAAGAGAGCAAAGGAUUCUGAAGCAAAAUGCAGAAUGCAAGGCUUCAAUCCUUUGACAUAAGUGAAAUCUAAGCAACCUCACUGGCAGCAGGGCUGCAAUCUAAGAAUAGCAAAAGAGGUUGUUGAUUCUGCAAACACUUAAUCUCACAAAUUUACUUGCGGCAAACAAUGACAUGCAGGAUAGAUCUUUCCAGCUUUGGUCCAGGAGGCUUCAAGCUUGCUGUCACUUAGCAUAAAACAAAUGGCUUAAAAUUAUAGACAUGUACAUGUGUGUGAGAGAGCGCUUGUGUGUGAACAUCAAGAUAGUUCUAUAUACGGGUUGGCACCCUUUUCUAUGUCAUUGUCUAGCUUCCUUUAGAGCAGUUUGUCCGAAUCCACAAAGUAAGUGGUGGUUGAGACUGAAAGCAGCUGGGGAACAGCGCAACAGCCAAUAGUUGGCACACUCAUUCAUCUCUUUUCGCUCCCUUUCUGCCAUCCUCUUCCCUCUCCCUCUCCCUCCCUCUCUGUCUGUCCUCCUCUUGUCUCUCCCCACUCUUUCUCUUGCAUAUAUUGUAAUUGAAAAGGAGGAAAGUGAUUGUUUUAGUGGCCUAAUCUGAAGGCUUGCAGAAGGCUUUUGAAACUAGGCGGAGAGCUGCAUUCAUGUCUGGGGAUGCCAGUUGCCCACCCCAUUCUAUAUAAAUGAAAUGCAUUUGUACAUACUCAUAGCUGGCAUUUUUGGUUCCUUUUACAAACUAAAACACAGCUUCCUCCUGACAAGACACAAAACCUUUUUCUCUCCAUUGUUUCCCCUUGGGUAAAGGCAUGAAUGAGUAGCUGUAAUAUAGUCAGUGGUACCCACUGGGUUGACUAUUGCUACUGCCAGUCCUUUUGUGUGGGUUUGAUUGACAACCCAAAUGGAUUUGUUGAGGAUGUAAGUUAUUUUCCUAUUGUACAGAUAAGCAGUGCUGCAAAAUGUUUUGCCUUUUUUUUCUUACAGUGACAUGAAGUAAUAUUUUAAUUGCUUGACUCACAAAUUUGAAAGUUGAUGUUAGGGAAGCAAGUCAAAUAAAAGCACAGCAUGUAUUAUUAUGCACUUCAUUUCUCUGCUGUGUGGAGAAAGCAAUAAACAUUGAGAAUGUUAAACAUUAUGCAAAAUAUACUUUUAAAAUAUUUGUUUUAAAAAUACUGUUCAUAGUUGGGAGGAGGAGAAAAUUGUUCAUUAUUUUGUUAACCUUUUUUCUAUGCAAAUGUCUUUACAUAUCACUAAUUAAAUGAGG